AUCUUCUACUCUAACAACUUUCAUCUCUCUCUUAAACGCGACUCUCAAUAAUCAUACAGAAGCAGACUGAGAAAUGGCGGCGAGAACAGCUUUGCUGAAGUACUUGAGAGUUAAUGUACACUCCGUACCUCAAAACCCUAACCCUAAUACCAGUGGCCUAUUCUCACUCUCAUUCAACGCGAUACUACGUCGUUUCUCGGAGGAGGUCAGGGGUUCAUUCCUUGACAAAUCUGAGGUUACAGAUCGUGUUCUUAACGUCGUUAAGAAUUUCCAGAAAGUUGAUCCUUCCAAGGUUACACCAACUUCCCAUUUCAAUAAUGAUCUUGGUUUAGAUAGCUUGGACACAGUAGAGGUUGUGAUGGCUCUGGAAGAAGAGUUUGGAUUUGAGAUUCCAGAUAAUGAAGCAGACAAGAUCAGCUCCAUCAAUCUCGCAGUCGACUUCAUAUCUUCACACCCUCAAGCUAAAUAAGUAGAGACAAUGAAGCUUGAAACUUAAGUUCUGUUUUGUUCUUUCCUUCGAGAAACUAGCUUUAGUAAAACCAUCGUAUCUUAGUCCAAUUUUUUUAUUUGAACAAAAUGUUUUAUUACCAUGGUUUUGUCCAUUACUGAAUUCUGAUUGAAGAGUAUUGUUUUUGGCAUUUGGGACUGAAAUUGUGCCCCUUCGAUUGAAGCGAUUUGUAAUGUUCCAGUGAGCAAAAACUAUUGCCUGGCGCUAGUUCAUUGCCGGCAUAAACUUAUAAUUUACAUUACUGGAAAUCUCAUUAGAAGAUUAUGAAAAUGCUAAAUAAAAGGUCAUUUCGUUUGAAAA
Mercurialis annua (annual mercury) is the source of this 808-nucleotide messenger RNA. RefSeq names its product acyl carrier protein 2, mitochondrial. The record is from RefSeq and is a predicted model, not a curated record. Gene Ontology annotation, biological process: fatty acid biosynthetic process. The coding region runs from base 74 to 469 and encodes 131 amino acids. Gene Ontology annotation, cellular component: mitochondrion. The transcript has 2 exons. NCBI's taxonomy places the organism in Eukaryota, Viridiplantae, Streptophyta, Magnoliopsida, Malpighiales, Euphorbiaceae. Gene Ontology annotation, molecular function: acyl binding; acyl carrier activity.